AUGUCUUCUGCAUUUCAAGGACCUAUUCCAACACCACAACCAUAUGGUUCUCGACCAAGAUCAUAUGGUGGUGUGAGAUCAUAUGGUGGUGCGAGAUCAUAUGGUGGUGCGAGAUCAUAUGGUGGUGCUAGACGACCAUAUGGUAGUGUUAGACCAUAUCGUAGUGUAAGACCAUAUGGUGGUGUAAGACCAGGAGCUCCAGGCUUAGGUGGUUCAUCCGGUGCCGGGGCUGCACUUAGUGGUGCUCUCGGUGCUCUUGGUGGCACUCUUGGUUGUCUUCUAUGUUUAGCAGCUAUUGGCGCAUUGGGCUUAUUCGCUUGUUUCAUUGCUCUAGCAGCUUACGCAAAACAAUUUCUUACUGCAUACAAGAAAGCUGAAGGAAUUAAUGGUGCAGAUGGACAAACACAAAUUGGCCUUAUGCUUCUAUUUGCCUCACUUUUCUAUACUGUCGUCUGUCGUAUACAACGAAGUUAG
Rotaria socialis is the source of this 474-nucleotide messenger RNA. The record is from the annotation of a GenBank genome assembly. NCBI's taxonomy places the organism in Eukaryota, Metazoa, Rotifera, Eurotatoria, Philodinida, Philodinidae.